GCCAGUGAUUCCCGUUUCCCCUCAGGCUGCCUCUCAUUAGCAUGGAUCGGGGGAAGGGCAUAAAAGGCUCCAGCUCAUUUUGAGUCUGGAAAAACUUUACUUCAAAAUGACAACCCUAGUGUUCUGGCUCCUCUGCUUUGUCAUUAGAUCAUCUUCUGGAUCCCUGCCCUAUGCUGAGAAACCCAGCCAGGCUCUGAGCAAAGAUGUUUUUAGUGCAGCAGCUGAGGUUCAGGUGAAGGAGCCAGCGCGGGGCACGGGCAGUGCCAGUGGGAAUGCCAGGGAAGGGCGGCUCCCGGGAAUGCCCCCCAGGCCCCCGGGCAUCCCCUCCCUCGCCCCCGACAAGAAGAAACGCUUGGAGCCCUCCCUGGAGAACAGCACAGGGCUGAGGAAGCAGCCGGGGCAGCACGGAGGGCUCCGGGCCCCGGGGGCCGCUCCCGGCCGGGCCAACCGGCGGCUCCCGGAGCGGCGGCUGUCCGGGGCUGCCAACAGCCUGGGGGCCCUGCGAGCCCCUCCCCGCCCAAAGGCCAGGGCCCUGCUGGAAACUCAUCCUUUCCCGGACUCUGGGACAGGGGACUCCAAUGAUCCUGACCCGCUGCACCACUUCAACCGAGCAGGGAAGGGAAUGCCCUACAAGGAGCCCGACCCAUCCGGGAGCAUCCCCAAACCCUCGUGGGUCACGAACCGCUGGGCGCCCAGCCCGAGGCACCGCGGCGAGCUCGGGACAGACGGUGACAAGGAGAAGGUGUGUCAGACCGAGUGCAGGAAGGAGCGGGAUGAAGGGGAGGCUUUCUGUGCCAGCGAGUUCGCAGUGAAUGGAAUUGUUUAUAACCUGGAAAGCCUGGGGAAUGGAGUGCAGUGGAUCACCCUCCUGGUGGACAGGGAUGGAUUGUACAAGAUGAGCCGCCUGUAUGUCACUCCUGACGCCGCCUUCUUCCGAGUUCACAUCUUGGUUGUGGACACUUUAAACUGCAGUAAACCAUGUCCAGACUUUAAACUUGGCAGCAGGUACAUCGUGAUGGGGCACAUCCACCACAAGCGCCGCCAGGUGCCCGCCCAGCUGCUGCCGGCGCUGCGCGGGCGGCUGCGCCCGGGGGACGGCUGGGUCGGGAGCGGCAGCAGCUACGUGAGGAGAUUCAACAGGAAAAGGGAUCUCAGGGUGAGGGCAGCGCGAUCCAAGUGUCCUUAAGGCUCCGGGGCUCCGUCCAGGACGUGGCAGCAGCGGGAUCCACCCUCGGAGCACACCUGGCCGUGGGCAGCGCUCCCGCCCGGAGCCGCAAUCCAGCAGCUGCUUUUGCGCUUCGGCAAACACUGGGUGCCUGCAGCAGGCACCCCCGGCGAGGCUCAGCACAGGAGACACUCCAGGGAAUGUUAACUGGCCGGGAAUUUGCUCCAGCUGCUUUCACAGCCACAGGUUAUUGUUGCUUCCCCUGCUGCAGUGUGCCCCGAAUAAUCUGUAGUAACUGUAAUGCAAAAUUCUGGCAGUUUCGUCCUCGGUACACAACAACUGCACUUGGAACCCUUCACCUUGAACACAUGAGAUGGUAGCACAGCUUUAUCUACACAGGAUGUUCACUGUGCUUUCACAGUUCUGCCUAAAGUAUCACACGCAUUUGAUUUCAGAGAAACCAACACCUCUAAGUACCAUUUGCGUUAUUUUUGUCUCCUCAACCAUGUCCAUGGUAUUUCUGAAAAUUACACCAUUCUAACAGCAGAGCUGGAUGUUCACACAAAGCAUAGGGAAGAGAGUGUAAUGAUUUGAGUAUAUGAACACUGAAAGCAAAACACAAAUGCCCAGUUGCAUUUACAAGUGAUGGUGCAGGGAAUGCAAAAUGAGCACGGGCUGCACAAACUGGGUGUGCCAGGGCACUUCAUCCCAGAGUGUGAAUGUGCUGAAUGCCAUUCCCCAGGAGAAAUAUUGCCAAGCUUGUACUUGCACAAGAGUAAAGUUACUUUUUAAAUCAAAAAGACAAUAUUUUAUUACCUUUAGUGGGGUGAAAUUGAGAUGUUUGUUGUUCCCAGUCAGUAUUCACAAAUAAUAAGUCUGUAAAAGAAACUAAUAAAUGCUCAUGAGGUUCUGC
Molecule: messenger RNA, 2078 nt
Organism: Haemorhous mexicanus (house finch)
Lineage: Eukaryota; Metazoa; Chordata; Aves; Passeriformes; Fringillidae
Gene: C20H17orf58
Product: chromosome 20 C17orf58 homolog
Exons: 5
Coding region: 107-1186 (359 amino acids)
Molecular function (GO): protein binding
Source: RefSeq, a predicted model, not a curated record